GAAAACCGUCUCUCCCUUUUUCUCUCUCUGACUUCUAUAAUUUGCUUAGCUUAAAACAAGUAAGAUUUUUUUCCAUGAUAUUUCUCUUCUUGUGUCUUUUCUCUUUCUUCAAAUAUUUGAAUUUAAAUUAUCUAUUUUGGCUGAAAAUUAACCUCUUAAUUCGUUUCUAGUUAAUUUGGGUGUAUCUUCUGUCAUCAGACAUUGAUUUGUGUUGAGGUUUCUGAACUCAUUUUGGCUUGUAAUUUCCCGACCUAGGAGAAAUUGAGAGAGCAAGGAAACUAAUUUCCCUUAAUUUAAUUAACCCUAGGAUAUAUAUUGUUGCAGAAGAGGAUGGGAAGAGGGAAGAUUGCGAUCCAGAGAAUCGACAAUUCAACAAGCAGGCAGGUGACUUUCUCCAAGAGGAGAAGUGGAUUACUGAAGAAGGCAAGGGAGUUGUCGAUUCUCUGUGAUGCCGAAGUUGGAUUGAUCAUCUUGUCUAGCACCGGCAAGCUCUAUGAUUAUGCCAGCACUAGCAUGAAAUCUGUUAUUGAACGCUACAGCAAACUGAAAGAGGAACAUCAACAACUGCUGAAUCAUGCUUCCGAAGUCAAGAUAGAUCAAAAGUUAGCCAAUACCAUUGCAGUGGUUCUACCAAGGUAUUACACGGUGUGUACCAACCCAACUAGAAUCUUUCCUAGUAGCAUCAAAACAGUGUGAAUGAAGGGAAGUAAGACCGCGUAAGAAUGUUUCCAUACUUCACUAGCAAAUGGUGACUGACCACAAUGGAGGUAAGUAUGUCAAUAUAGGAUUAGUGACAUG
Molecule: messenger RNA, 798 nt
Organism: Rubroshorea leprosula
Lineage: Eukaryota; Viridiplantae; Streptophyta; Magnoliopsida; Malvales; Dipterocarpaceae
Source: the annotation of a GenBank genome assembly